Coregonus sp. 'balchen' is the source of this 11377-nucleotide messenger RNA. NCBI's taxonomy places the organism in Eukaryota, Metazoa, Chordata, Actinopteri, Salmoniformes, Salmonidae. The record is from the annotation of a GenBank genome assembly.
AUGGAGUAUCCUCUGGUGUGUGUUCUCUUCCUGGUGCUGCUCAAUUUCACUACAGGUAAAGUGGACAAUAAGCUCAUUCUGGAAAUAUAUUGAUGCCUAUUUGUGCUAUAUGGCACAAACGCUUUGUUAAAUAAGUAGCAGGUUGUCAAAUGUCUCUGUUUGGUUGAUGCACUUCAGUCAAACAGUAUCAAGUCAGCAAGAAGGAGAUUUCUAUUUAUCUGACAUUGACAACCAAUGUCUAGAGUAGACACUAGACAUAGAUAGUAGAUCAUUUUGUAAAUUGUGCGUUCAACUUGAAGGCACUAAUUUUGAAUGAAAAGCUUGUAUUUCUGUUAAAGUGCCAUAGUCUGAAGAUUUGAUUAAUCUCAAUUAAAAUAUUUUAAAGACUUUUGUACUGAUUAAUAAUAAGAAAUGUAAAGACUUUUGUACUGAUUAAUAAUAUCUCAAAACAUGAACUAAACUCAUCAAUCCAUUCUCUUCUAGAUGUCUCUGGCCAGGCUGUGGUUCCCUCUAUGAACCCCUUAGCUGUGGGAAGUAAUGUCACACUGAACCUAGUUCCCCAAAGCCCCAUCACCAUAGGGACCUGGUCAUAUGAAACUACAAUCAUCAUAAUUGUCUAUCCUGGUGGCAGUAGUGUGAGUAAAAUGUAUCAAGGCAGAAUCUCAUUCAACCACUCCUCCUCAGAGCUGUCCAUAAGCUCUCUCCAACUCAACGACUCAGGACGAUAUACUGUCCAGGGAAUGGAGCCAGUCCUGAACGCAGUGGUGACUUUGUCUGUCCAGGGUAAGGAACUGACCACUGCCUUUCUGUUUAUCUUUCUAUGAUGGUAGACUCUCACUCACUGGCACACACUUGCUCGCACACAUACUCACCUGCACACUUACUUGCCUAUUCACAUAUUUUCUUGCACGCAGGUUCACAUGCAAACAUGUAUGCACAUCGGUAGAGGCUGCUGAGGGGAAGACAGCUCUUAAUAAUGGCUGGAAUUGAGUGUAAUGGAGUGAAUGGAAUGGUAUCAAAUAUGAAAAGAUGUUUGUGAUACCAUUCCAUUUACUCCAUUCCAGCCAUUAUUAUGAGUAAUUCUCCCCUCAGCAGCCUCCAGUGAUGCACAUACAUUCUCUAUCAAUGAUUAAUUCAUCUCUGUCACAAUAAUAACAGGCAAGGUCAUUUUCCUGACAUGGAAAGCUAACACUUAAAUGUGUCAGUGUUUUCUGAACAUAUAAUGAAGUUGGCCUUCAUAAUACCUUUGAAAAUACAGAGUACGAGAAAACUGUUCUUUUCAAUUUCAGAUAAGACGUACACAAUACCUUUUAUGUGUGUGCAAAGAGACUAAGGGCUCUACAGCGCUCAAUCCUGUAACUUGGUCUCUAUGAUAAGUAAAUAAAAUAAAAUAGCAUAUUUAGAUUGAUUUCCAAAAGUUUUACAGUGUGAAUCAAAACAUCAACUAUAUGGUUGUAAUUCAGUAACACACAAAACACUUUCUUGAGACAUAUCCAUCUUAUCUUGACUGCCAUCUACUCUCUCACCCACAGAGCUCAUUUCAAACGUGACUCUAAGGGCCAACGCCAUUGAUCUAGUGGAAUUGAACGAUACUGCCAUUUUCACCUGCUCCGUCUCCUCUGGCACUUCCCUCUCUUACCGCUGGCUGAAUGGCAGCUCAGAGGUAACAGCCAGUGACAGAGUUCGGCUUGGUGGUGGGAACAGCACUCUCACCAUAGUCAGUGUGACACAAUACGAUGAAGGGCCUUUCAGAUGUGAGGUCAUCAACGGAAUCAGCAAUGGCACCAGCCAACCCAUUGGCCUCAAUGUUAGAUGUGAGUAUCAGAGCAUGCAGUACGAAUCACGCACAACAGACAUGGAUUGUACAUUGUCAUUGAGAGCUAGCUUUCCAUGCAAUGAUGCAAUAUGCCUAUUUUCAUCCCUAACCAUUCCUCUGUGUCCACAUGAUCCAGGUCAUUAUUUGCAUGGAUCAUUAGUACACUGUGUUUCGUAGAGCAGGACGGAAACAUAUUCUAGGUAAUGUUUACCCAACACAUCAUUGUUAUUGGUUCCUCCCAUAGAUGGCCCAAGUAACCUCACCAUGAUGGUACUUCCUGAGAUGACCAUAGGACAUACAGCCUACAAUACGGGCUCUGACAUCAUUCUGUCCUGCUCCGCUCAGUCCAAACCCGCUGUGUCCUACAAGUGGAUGUUUAAUGGGGCGUUCCUCAACGAGCAAAGCCCACAGCUCAGUCUGCAGAGCACCAGGGAGAACCAGACAGGAAGUUACGCCUGCUUAGCCCACAACAAUGUCACACUCCGAUUCGCCACCCUGACCACAAUGAUAAAGAUCGUGGGUGAGGCAACAUUCAUUGUUACGAAAUGUCAUAUAGUUGGUAGUGAAUAUUUGAUUAUUGAUGGUUAUGAAUAGAAUGUUAUAUAAUUAAGCAAGAAUGCCCGAAGAGGUGAGGUAUAUGGCCAAUAUACAACACUUCUUAUGCACGACGCUACGCGGAGUGCCUGGAUACACCCCCUCGGGCCUUAUUGCUUAAUUAUAAACUGGUUGGGUCGAGCACUGAAUGCUGAUUGGCUGACGGCCAUGGUAUAUCAGAACCUAUACAACGUCUGACAAAACAUUGUUUUUUUCUGCUCUAAUUACGUUGAUAACCACACAGUUUAUAAUGGUAUUUUUACCACCGAUCGAGUGAAAUACAGCGUGACAAAUGACUCUUCCUCUUCUUUUUACCCUAGAGCCGAUAUCAGCAGUUGCGUUGAACAGUGAUGGGAAGCCACCGAUACUGGAUCAGUCGUUCACUCUGCGGUGUGAGGUGACUGGACCUGUAGACUACAUUCACUGGCUGAUGAACAGCCAGCUAAUCUCCCUAAACAACAGAACGAUCUUCUCUACGGACAACAAGACAAUGGUUAUCAACCCAAUCCAGUUUUCUGACAGAGGAGAAUAUCUCUGUGAGGCCUUUAAUGCUGUCAGCAACCUGACCAGCAUGACAUACAAGCUUGUGGUGAACUGUGAGUAUUACAAGAGCUAGUAAUCUUUGUCUGAUAAAACCAAUUCAGUGGCCUUGUAGUUAGAGUGUCCGCCCUGAGAUUAGAAGGUUGGGAGUUUGAUCCCUGGACGAGACAUACCAACGACUGUAAAAAUGGGACCCAAUGUGUCUUUGCUUGGCACUCAGCAUUAAGGAGAUAGAAUCGGGGUAAGGGCCUGUGAUAGACUAGCGUCCUGUCCAAGGGAUGUACUUAUACAUCAAGCUGCAACAAGCUACAUAAACAGGAGAUAGGCUCCUGCUCCUAUGAGGGGUUUCGCCCAGAGGCUAAUUUCUUACUGAACUGUCAAAAUAGUCAAACCAUAAGAUUAACCAUAUUUUCUUGUGUUUAACAGUUGGACCAGAGAGACCUGCUGUAACUAGUCCGGAUAUAGCGAUGACAGGACAAAGCGUGACCUUCAACUGCUCGGCCUCCUCUCAGCCUCUCAGCCAGUUCAGCUGGUUCUUCAAUGGCUCCCAGGUGGCAUCUGGCUCAGUGUAUGAGACUGGCUCACUGACCUUAGCCAGUCAUGGGGAGUACACCUGUGUGGCCUUCAACAACAUCACUGGCAGAAACAGCACUGUCUCCAAGAUGCUCACUGUUGUUGGUGAGUCAGUAACUGCUACUUAAAACCAAGGAACUAAAACUUGCUUUACUGUGUUUGUGUUCAGUUGGUUUUAGACACAGCACACAUGCUGCUGAACCUACAGGAUAAUAAGUUGGAAGUUGAGAUAAAAAGUGCUUAAAACCCCUUUGAUCUACUUUACACAGCACCUGUGACCAUGAGCAUUGUGAAAGUCAUUGGAGCCCAGCCAAUACUGAACGAGAAAUUCUCUCUGACCUGUGAGACCGCUGGAACGGUUUACUCCAUUCACUGGAUGAGGAACGGCUGGCCUCUGUAUGCUGACAACAGAACAGACUUCUCUAUGAACAACAAUACACUGACAUUCAACUCUGUCCAGCAUUCUGACAACGGAGACUAUCAGUGUUCUGCCUACAACCCCCUGAGCAACAUGACCAGCCCAGAAUACAGACUGACCGUCAACUGUGAGUAGUUGUUAUGGCCCAAAACCAAACUUGAUAUUUGCCAAUUUAAUUCUAAUUUUGACCUAUAAUGAGGGCAAGAUGGAAUUUAUAGUAAUGGAAUUGGGGUAGGUUUGGAGGCCACUUCUGGCACCAUUAUAAGAAAACCAAGGGGAUGGCUGGGUAUUGCUGGGGUCAAACCAAGGCAAGCACACUAAUGGCAUUUCCAAUAGCUAAUCUCAUUCAAUAUCUUCAUCAUCUUGUGUUUCCCAGAUGGUCCAGAGAGACCUGUUAUCACGAGUCCGGAUAUAGCGAUGACAGGACACAGCGUGACCUUCAACUGCUCGGCCUCCUCUCAGCCUCUCAGCCAGUUCAGCUGGUUCUUCAAUGGUUCCCAGGUGGCAACUGGCUCAGUGUAUGAGACUAGCCCACUGACCUUAGCCAGUCUUGGGGAGUACACCUGUGUGGCCUUCAACAACAUCACUGGAAGAAACAGCACUGUCUCCAAGAUGCUCACCGUCAUUGGUAAGACAGAAGAGACAUCCAAACUGUUUAACUUGUACAUGUAGAUAUAGGCCAUUCAACAUACAGUGAUUGUGAUGUAGUCAAUAUUAUUGUGACACUGACGUUUUCUUCACAGACCCAGUAACCAUGGCCACGGUGAAAGUCAUCGGUGCCCAGCCAAUAGCAGACUACAUGUUUACUCUGACCUGUGAGACCGCUGGAAGCAUUUACUCCAUUCACUGGAUGAGGAACGGCUGGCCUCUGUAUGCUGACAACAGAACAGACUUCUCUAUGAACAACAAUACACUGACAUUCAACUCUGUCCAGCAUUCUGACAACGGAGACUAUCAGUGUUCUGCCUACAACCCCCUGAGCAACAUGACCAGCCCAGACUACAGACUGACCGUCAACUGUGAGUAGUUAUUAUCAAGUUCAACUUUGACCCGAUGGCCUGAGGUGGAAUCUUUGAGAACUUCCUUUAUAAACAUUGUAAUAAAGCCAAUGUGAUGGUUUGGAUCAAACCUUGUAUACCAUAUGACAUAUGUUGAUGUCCUUUAAACUUCUGGCCAAUGACAGAUGAUGGGUUUAACUCACAUCUGUCAAACUCAUUCCGCAGAGGGCCAAGUGUCAGCGGGUUUUUCGAUCCUCCCUUGAACUUGAUUGAUGUAUUAAGGUCCCUUAUUAGUGAGGAACUCCCCAAACCUGGUUGUCUUGGUCUUAAUUGAAAGGACAAAACAAAAACCAGCAGACACUAGGGCCUCCAUGGAAUGAAUUUGACACCCCUGGUCUAACUGAUUGUCUUUUGUAUCAUAGAUGGACCGGAUAUGCCUAUUAUAAAAGGACCAGCAUUAGGAGAAACAGGACACAGCGUGAUCUUCAACUGCUCGGCCUCCUCUCAGCCUCUCAGCCAGUUCAGCUGGUUCUUCAAUGGCUCCCAGGUGGCAUCUGACUCAGUGUAUGAGACUGGCCCACUGACCUUAGCCAGUCAUGGGGAGUACACCUGCGUGGCCUUCAACAACAUCACUGGCAGAAACAGCACUGUCUCCAAGAUGCUCACUGUUGUUGGUGAGUCAGUAACUAAUACUUAAAACCAAGGAACUAAAACUUGCUUUACUGUGUUUGUGUUCAGUUGGUUUUAGACACAGCACACAUGCUGCUGAACCUACAGGAUAAUAAGUUGGAAGUUGAGAUAAAAAGUGCUUAAAACCCCUUUGAUCUACUUUACACAGCACCUGUGACCAUGAGCAUUGUGAAAGUCAUUGGAGCCCAGCCAAUACUGAACGAGAAAUUCUCUCUGACCUGUGAGACCGCUGGAACGGUUUACUCCAUUCACUGGAUGAGGAACGGCUGGCCUCUGUAUGCUGACAACAGAACAGACUUCUCUAUGAACAACAAUACACUGACAUUCAACUCUGUCCAGCAUUCUGACAACGGAGACUAUCAGUGUUCUGCCUACAACCCCCUGAGCAACAUGACCAGCCCAGAAUACAGACUGACCGUCAACUGUGAGUAGUUAUUAUGGCCCAAAACCUAACUUGAUAUUUGCCAAUUUAAUUCUAAUUUUGACCUAUAAUGAGGGCAAGAUGGAAUUUAUAGUAAUGGAAUUGGGGUAGGUUUGGAGGCCACUUCUGGCACCAUUAUAAGAAAACCAAGGGGAUGGCUGGGUAUUGCUGGGGUCAAACCAAGGCAAGCACACUAAUGGCAUUUCCAAUAGCUAAUCUCAUUCAAUAUCUUCAUCAUCUUGUGUUUCCCAGAUGGUCCAGAGAGACCUGUUAUCACGAGUCCGGAUAUAGCGAUGACAGGACACAGCGUGACCUUCAACUGCUCGGCCUCCUCUCAGCCUCUCAGCCAGUUCAGCUGGUUCUUCAAUGGUUCCCAGGUGGCAACUGGCUCAGUGUAUAAGACUAGCCCACUGACCUUAGCCAGUCUUGGGGAGUACACCUGUGUGGCCUUCAACAACAUCACUGGAAGAAACAGCACUGUCUCCAAGAUGCUCACCGUCAUUGGUAAGACAGAAGAGACAUCCAAACUGUUUAACUUGUACAUGUAGAUAUAGGCCAUUCAACAUACAGUGAUUGUGAUGUAGUCAAUAUUAUUGUGACACUGACGUUUUCUUCACAGACCCAGUAACCAUGGCCACGGUGAAAGUCAUCGGUGCCCAGCCAAUAGCAGACUACAUGUUUACUCUGACCUGUGAGACCGCUGGAAGCAUUUACUCCAUUCACUGGAUGAGGAACGGCUGGCCUCUGUAUGCUGACAACAGAACAGACUUCUCUAUGAACAACAAUACACUGACAUUCAACUCUGUCCAGCAUUCUGACAACGGAGACUAUCAGUGUUCUGCCUACAACCCCCUGAGCAACAUGACCAGCCCAGACUACAGACUGACCGUCAACUGUGAGUAGUUAUUAUCAAGUUCAACUUUGACCCGAUGGCCCUGAGGUGGAAUCUUUGAGAACUUCCUUUAUAAACAUUGUAAUAAAGCCAAUGUGAUGGUUUGGAUCAAACCUUGUAUACCAUAUGACAUAUGUUGAUGUCCUUUAAACUUCUGGCCAAUGACAGAUGAUGGGUUUAACUCACAUCUGUCAAACUCAUUCCGCAGAGGGCCGAGUGUCAGCGGGUUUUUCGAUCCUCCCUUGAACUUGAUUGAUGUAUUAAGGUCCCUUAUUAGUGAGGAACUCCCCAAACCUGGUUGUCUUGGUCUUAAUUGAAAGGACAAAACAAAAACCAGCAGACACUAGGGCCUCCAUGGAAUGAAUUUGACACCCCUGGUCUAACUGAUUGUCUUUUGUAUCAUAGAUGGACCGGAUAUGCCUAUUAUAACAGGACCAGCAUUAGGAGAAACAGGACACAGCGUGAUCUUCAACUGCUCGGCCUCCUCUCAGCCUCUCAGCCAGUUCAGCUGGUUCUUCAAUGGCUCCCAGGUGGCAUCUGACUCAGUGUAUGAGACUGGCCCACUGACCUUAGCCAGUCAUGGGGAGUACACCUGCGUGGCCUUCAACAACAUCACUGGCAGAAACAGCACUGUCUCCAAGAUGCUCACUGUUGUUGGUGAGUCAGUAACUAAUACUUAAAACCAAGGAACUAAAACUUGCUUUACUGUGUUUGUGUUCAGUUGGUUUUAGACACAGCACACAUGCUGCUGAACCUACAGGAUAAUAAGUUGGAAGUUGAGAUAAAAAGUGCUUAAAACCCCUUUGAUCUACUUUACACAGCACCUGUGACCAUGAGCAUUGUGAAAGUCAUUGGAGCCCAGCCAAUACUGAACGAGAAAUUCUCUCUGACCUGUGAGACCGCUGGAACGGUUUACUCCAUUCACUGGAUGAGGAACGGCUGGCCUCUGUAUGCUGACAACAGAACAGACUUCUCUAUGAACAACAAUACACUGACAUUCAACUCUGUCCAGCAUUCUGACAACGGAGACUAUCAGUGUUCUGCCUACAACCCCCUGAGCAACAUGACCAGCCCAGAAUACAGACUGACCGUCAACUGUGAGUAGUUGUUAUGGCCCAAAACCAAACUUGAUAUUUGCCAAUUUAAUUCUAAUUUUGACCUAUAAUGAGGGCAAGAUGGAAUUUAUAGUAAUGGAAUUGGGGUAGGUUUGGAGGCCACUUCUGGCACCAUUAUAAGAAAACCAAGGGGAUGGCUGGGUAUUGCUGGGGUCAAACCAAGGCAAGCACACUAAUGGCAUUUCCAAUAGCUAAUCUCAUUCAAUAUCUUCAUCAUCUUGUGUUUCCCAGAUGGUCCAGAGAGACCUGUUAUCACGAGUCCGGAUAUAGCGAUGACAGGACACAGCGUGACCUUCAACUGCUCGGCCUCCUCUCAGCCUCUCAGCCAGUUCAGCUGGUUCUUCAAUGGUUCCCAGGUGGCAACUGGCUCAGUGUAUGAGACUAGCCCACUGACCUUAGCCAGUCUUGGGGAGUACACCUGUGUGGCCUUCAACAACAUCACUGGAAGAAACAGCACUGUCUCCAAGAUGCUCACCGUCAUUGGUAAGACAGAAGAGACAUCCAAACUGUUUAACUUGUACAUGUAGAUAUAGGCCAUUCAACAUACAGUGAUUGUGAUGUAGUCAAUAUUAUUGUGACACUGACGUUUUCUUCACAGACCCAGUAACCAUGGCCACGGUGAAAGUCAUCGGUGCCCAGCCAAUAGCAGACUACAUGUUUACUCUGACCUGUGAGACCGCUGGAAGCAUUUACUCCAUUCACUGGAUGAGGAACGGCUGGCCUCUGUAUGCUGACAACAGAACAGACUUCUCUAUGAACAACAAUACACUGACAUUCAACUCUGUCCAGCAUUCUGACAACGGAGACUAUCAGUGUUCUGCCUACAACCCCCUGAGCAACAUGACCAGCCCAGACUACAGACUGACCGUCAACUGUGAGUAGUUAUUAUCAAGUUCAACUUUGACCCGAUGGCCCGAGGUGGAAUCUUUGAGAACUUCCUUUAUAAACAUUGUAAUAAAGCCAAUGUGAUGGUUUGGAUCAAACCUUGUAUACCAUAUGACAUAUGUUGAUGUCCUUUAAACUUCUGGCCAAUGACAGAUGAUGGGUUUAACUCACAUCUGUCAAACUCAUUCCGCAGAGGGCCGAGUGUCAGCGGGUUUUUCGAUCCUCCCUUGAACUUGAUUGAUGUAUUAAGGUCCCUUAUUAGUGAGGAACUCCCCAAACCUGGUUGUCUUGGUCUUAAUUGAAAGGACAAAACAAAAACCAGUAGACACUAGGGCCUCCAUGGAAUGAAUUUGACACCCCUGGUCUAACUGAUUGUCUUUUGUAUCAUAGAUGGACCGGAUAUGCCUAUUAUAACAGGACCAGCAUUAGGAGAAACAGGACACAGCGUGAUCUUCAACUGCUCGGCCUCCUCUCAGCCUCUCAGCCAGUUCAGCUGGUUCUUCAAUGGCUCCCAGGUGGCAUCUGACUCAGUGUAUGAGACUGGCCCACUGACCUUAGCCAGUCAUGGGGAGUACACCUGUGUGGCCUUCAACAACAUCACUGGCAGAAACAGCACUGUCUCCAAGAUGCUCACUGUUGUUGGUAAAUCAGACUGUAGAUUAUUUGCUUUGUUGUGUUCAUUUACAAUCUGAUAAUAAUUACAAUAAACAUAUUUAUCAUACAAAGAGCCCAAACAUUUCUAAUCUUUACUCAGCGAAGAUGUACAGAUGAAUACAUCCUUUCAAUACAGUGCAGUGUCCACUUACAGUAUACCCUUAGCUCUCACCCUCUCCUUCCACAAAGAUGUACUUUUCCAUCACCCAAGAUUUAUCUGUGCUCCUCCAUGCCUAUCACAGGACUUCUCAUCAGUCAGGAGAGGCCUUGGGAGUAUACAUUCCUACAGCACACUGCAGUCCACUAAAUAAUUACACUUCUCAUACACAAAGAGCUUAAACCUAACGCUACUUUCAAUCUCUAAAGAUAUAAAAAACAAUCUAUUCAUACUAAGGGGAUAUAAUUAUAUAAAACAUGAAAUAUAUAAAACAGUAAUAUAAAACAGCAAUUUACCAUCUAUCAGAUCGUACAACCAUUUGUUUUAUAUGUACAUGUUUUAUAUAUGCAACUAUUGCAUCACUGGAACUAACCAUUUUACCAAAUUACAAAACUUGAUACUGUACAUAAAGCAAUACACAUCCUCUCUCCUCACAGAGGCUAUAAAGUCGGUGAUGGUGAAACGAAGCAAAAUACCGAUAGCAUCUGACAACCUAACCCUGACCUGUGAUGUCACCGGGCGCUAUGACACCAUCUACUGGAUGAAGGACAACCUGUCUUUGGUCCUGAACAACACCUUGAACUCUGACAUCACCAUCUCCAACAACUCUCUGCACUUCAGUCCAGUCCAGGUGUAUAACAAUGGAAACUAUCAGUGUGUCGCAACCAACAUCUUUGGUCCACACACCAGCCCUAAAUACCAGCUACUGGUGAACUGUAAGUACUGGCGUUUUAGUAAUAUUUUAAAAGAUACGCAUUUAUAUAAUGUAGAAACAGUCAGAAACCCACCACUGUUAUAAUGGUUAGUGCAUUCCGGGAUACUUGGGAUGUCCCUAGCCUAAACCCUAACCUUAACCCCUACCCUUACCUUAACCUUUACCUAGCCCUAACAUUAACCCUUACCUUAACUGUUUUAAAUUUCAACUUCAAUGGGUGAUGUAAGAGUUGGAUGUCCCAAGUACCCCGUUUAGACUUUUCCCUGUUAUGACCCCACCCUCUCUAAACUUCUUUCUGUAGAUGGCCCUCUGAGUGUGAACAUCUCUGGCCCAGUGUCAGUGGUGAUUGGCUCAGUAAUCACAGCUACGCUGAAGUGCUCUGCCAACUCCCAGCCAACCAGCGAGUACGGGUGGAAAUUCAACAACCAAUCAGUGCUGGGGACUGGUCCUUUGAUAGCUGUUGUCGCCUCCUUGGAGAAUGCAGGGAACUACACUUGUGUGGCCAAGAACCCUGUGACCAACAUCUCAAUGUCCAAGACCAUCACUCUGGAUGUCACUGGUAAGUGGGUCGGCUGUUGUAGUAAGACCUAGGUGGGAUGUAAUGAGUAAUCAAAUGUCACAAAGUUGUUUUUAUUAUGUUGAAACUUGGUAUUUAAUAUUGGCAUACUUCUUUGUGCAAGGAUCAUUUUCAUGCAUCAGGGAAAAUGCAAUAAAGCCAUAUGCUGAACUGGGGGGUACAGACAGGAAUCAAGAAUAAUAUUUUUUUUAAAUUAUAUUAUAUUUCUCCUCCCCUGCCUCCCCUCCUCUCCCUUUCUCCUUUCUCUCUCAGGCCACUCGCCUGCCCCUCCAUUCCAGUCCAGAGUUGGUCUGAUGCUGAUGGCCCUGCUAGCUCUCUCUCUCUGCCUCUGA